CCCUUAUCACACAGACUGCGUGAAUAAAGUGGGGGAAAGAAGAGAUGAAUGGGUGGGCUCCUCGUGCUUACGGAGUAACGAUAGUGAAGUACUCUAUACAUGCUCAGAAAACCACCUAGCUCAUUAAGACCGUGCACAACCCAAAGCUGUCUAACACACCGAUCAACAACAGCGUACCUCCGCAGACUCUCCCAACCUUUGCUUUUUCCCAUUGAAAUUAACCCCAUCCGUUUCCCUGAAGAAAUAUACCUGGGCCUCCCACCCUCUCUUUCCUCGACCACACCCCCUUUGGGCUCGGCCCGCCCUUUCCCCUACGCGGUGGGGUGGGGUUGGAACUGGCAGCAACUACACCUGGCAGCACCUGGCCCAGAUAAUGGCAUUACACCCACGCAGAGUUCGAUUGAAACCCUGGCUGGUAGCUCAGGUGGACAGUGGUAUGUAUCCAGGCCUUAUCUGGCUUAACAGGGAGGCAAAGCGAUUUCAGAUCCCUUGGAAACAUGCAACUCGACACAGCCCUCAACAUGAAGAAGAGAACACCAUUUUUAAGGCCUGGGCUGUGGAAACAGGAAAGUAUCAGGAAGGCGUCGACGAUCCGGAUCCUGCCAAAUGGAAAGCCCAGCUGCGGUGUGCUCUCAACAAAAGCCGAGAAUUCAAUCUGAUGUAUGAUGGCACCAAAGAGGUGCCAAUGAAUCCUAUUAAAAUUUAUGAAGUGUGUGAUAUCCCACAGAUCCCGGGAGCAAUCUCGAACCCAGGCUCUACUGGUUCAGGUCCAUGGGAUGAAAAGGAUAAUGACCUUGAUGAUGAAGAUGAGGAUGAAUUAAACCAGUCUCAACAUGUACCCAUACAAGAUACCUUUACAUUUCUUAAUAUAAAUGAUUCCCCAAUGGCACCGACUAGCGUGGAGACCUGCAGCCCUGAAGCUGUGUGGCCAAAGAAUGAACCUGAGGAUAUAGAGAUGCCAAUGCCGCCUCCAGCUCUGCAGCACGAUAUGUUCAGCUCUCCUGAACUCUGGAUUAGCUCCCUUCCAAUGACAGACCUUGAAAUCAAGUUUGAGUAUCGAGGCAAGGAGUUUGGGCAGACCAUGACGGUCAGCAACCCCCAGGGCUGCAGACUCUUCUAUGGAGAACUGGGUCCUAUGCCAGAUCAAGAAGAACUCUUUGGCCCCAUUAAUCUGGAGCAAGUAAAGUUUCCGGGGCCAGAACAAAUCACAAAUGAGAAGCAAAAGCUCUUCACAAGUCGCCUGCUUGAUGUCAUGGAUAGGGGGCUGAUCCUGGAGGUCAGCGGCCAUGCUAUUUAUGCCAUCAGACUUUGCCAGUGCAAAGUGUAUUGGUCUGGGCCAUGUGCGCCUUCCUCUACCACCCCAAACCUGAUUGAAAGACAGAAGAAAGUCAAGCUUUUCUGCUUAGAAACAUUCCUGAGUGAACUGAUUGCCCAUCAGAAAGGACAGAUUGGUAAAAAUCCACCAUAUGAGAUUUACUUUUGUUUUGGGGAGGAAUGGCCAGAUGGGAAAUCUAAAGAGAGGAAGCUAAUCGUUGUUCAGGUAAUUCCAGUAGUAGCUCGGAUGAUCUAUGAGAUGUUCUCUGGUGACUUCACCCGCUCCUUUGACAGCGGGAGCGUGCGCCUUCAGAUCUCCACCCCUGAUAUCAAGGACAACAUUGUUGCUCAACUGAAGCAACUCUACCGCCUGCUGCAAAAUCAUCAAGAAGGCUGGCCAAUGCAGCCACCAAACAUGCAGAUGACUCCACCCCUCGCAGCACAGUGAUGACCAGGUUUUGCCAAAAUGAGGAAUUCCUUGGAUUAGUAAACUGUGUGGAUACUGUAAUUCAAGAGUAUUUUUAUUUCAAUUUAAAUUACACUUAAGUGGAACCUAAGCAGGAACGGAUAAUGUAUAAUACAGUCUGGUUUAAAUGUAAUUUUGCCUUAAUCCAGCUCAAUGUUUGCAUGUAGGCAAAAACUUUUGUCUUGGACUUAACCGUUUCACUUGGACAGUUUAUGUAAAUAUAUCAAAGGAUGUUUUUAAUUGUGCCUGUGAUCAGAUUUAAGUGUUUUUUCAAAACGGGCAUCGAAAGCCUCUAGCAAAAACACUUUAAUCCCAGUUUACUCUUAACCAAUGGCUUGAUAAAAGUCAAGUAUAUUAUGUAAACUGCGUAUUUCUACUUGAUGGGUUUUUGCCUAUUUAAAGCUGGCACACAUGAAAUAUUUGAUCCAGGCAAAGCAACUCUUUAAUUGCCAUAACUGUGUUUGUAUUCUACCUCUUUAAUUAGAAUACUCUGGAUUUUGUCUCUAGCAAACUAUUGUUAGCUGAUAGCAUGCCUCUUCUGAAUGCAAAUGAAACAGCUUUUCAUACGUUAUUCUUGAAAAAAGCAUGUUUAAUAAAACUUUAGAAUGACUUGAGCUGGAUCUCACAAGAAUAAAAAUAUAGUAAUGUAUUAAGUUAAUGCUAAGCUGUUAAAUAGAAACCUAACAAACAGUUCAUUUAAUGUGAUCCCAUGUUGAAUGCUACAAGUCAGCACAUUAACUGACUACUGUACUUCUACUACAGAUAUUUAUAUACUGCCCUUCAACCAAAGUUCUCAAAGUGGUUUACAUAGAAAAAUAAUACAUUAAUAAGACCGUCCCCUGCCCCCAAAGGGCUCACAAUCUAACGUGGAAAAGGGUCAGCUACAAUCGGUGUAUGCCUGUCUGAUUACUUACGAAGGAAAACAAAGCCAUCUUCAGUGCUGCUCCUCAGACUGAAACUUUAGCUCCGCUCCCGUGUACUAGACUUCCAGAAGAUAUAAAAAGGCACCAAAGCCCAUUUACUCUGUGCAGAAGUUGUUUUCACAUGGAUGUAGGCAGACCUGAGAAGUUUGACUAUUGCUACAGAUGUAAUCCAGCCAGUUGUAAAUAUGUUUUGAAUGCUAAGCCCCAGCUUUGUGUAUGUUUUAGAUACUACAGACUUCUUGCAUGUGUGCUUCCUAUGCUGAAAAGUACAUUAAAAUGUAUUAUCAUAAGUAUUUUGCUCACCUAUAUGUUCAUGACUAUUCCAUGUCUGACUAGUGGUUAUGCAUGAUGGCUGCAUAAUCAAACUGCAUACCUAAGUUAACUAAUAUUCAGUUCUGUUUUAGUUUAGCAUUUGAUUUAGAAUGUUGCGAUUUGAAAGAGUUUUGUGCAUGGGGAAUGUAUAGGCAGACUACUUGGAUCAGAACUGGGUUCAAAUUCCUAGACUAAAUGGUGGUGUGAGGCAAGACAUUGGUCCAAUAAACAUGUAUACUAUUUUGUGUA
Hemicordylus capensis (graceful crag lizard) is the source of this 3264-nucleotide messenger RNA. RefSeq names its product interferon regulatory factor 6 (gene IRF6). The record is from RefSeq and is a predicted model, not a curated record. The transcript has 8 exons. Bases 374 to 1762 code for a protein of 462 amino acids. Gene Ontology annotation, biological process: immune system process; regulation of transcription by RNA polymerase II. Gene Ontology annotation, cellular component: nucleus. Lineage: Eukaryota; Metazoa; Chordata; Lepidosauria; Squamata; Cordylidae. Gene Ontology annotation, molecular function: RNA polymerase II cis-regulatory region sequence-specific DNA binding; protein binding; DNA-binding transcription factor activity, RNA polymerase II-specific.